Molecule: messenger RNA, 726 nt
Organism: Aspergillus oryzae RIB40
Lineage: Eukaryota; Fungi; Ascomycota; Eurotiomycetes; Eurotiales; Aspergillaceae
Product: fungal specific transcription factor domain-containing protein
Exons: 3
Coding region: 1-726 (241 amino acids)
Source: RefSeq, a predicted model, not a curated record
AUGUCUCAGCAUGGCAUCAGCUUUGACUCGGUCCUAGAAGGUGAAUACGAUGUCGCGAACCUUGAGCAUGACACCAAUGGCGCGGGGACUGCUGCAGAAGGUAGUGCACAGAAUAGUAAUCCACAGGCGCAGGGCAAGCACUCGAAAUGGUUUCCAUAUUAUCAAGAGUACUGCACAACCGAUGAUAUGCUGCGCGAUACGUCCGACGAUGAGAACGAGCGGCUCACAAUCCAUCAUUCAUUCGAUACCAUGUUUGGUGAUACCGAUGGCUUCCCAUUCAAUGUCUGUGGCUCGCCGGCCCAGAUAACCGAUUUACACCCACCUGCUAUCAAGAUGUUUCAACUAUGGCAGGUUUAUAUUAACAAUGUGAACCCUCUCUUGAAGAUCAGCCACGUUCCAACACUCCAGGCACAAGUUGUCGAGGCAGCGGCCGAUCCUGCUAAAAUUUUCAAACCGCUAGAAGCUUUGAUGUUUGGCAUAUAUCUCGUCGCUGUGCUUUCUUUGACAGAUGAGGAGGUGGAGGCCACCUUUAAUGAAGGGAAAGCAGUGCUCCUAUCCAGAUAUCACCAGGGCACGCAGCAAGCUUUGAUAAAUGCUGGUUUCAUGAGAUCAAAUGAGCUCAUGGUGUUGCAAGCUUACUUUCUGUACCUGGUAUGUCGACCCUUACGCUUUUCCUACAGCCUUGGAUGCACCUUAUACUCCAGCAUGUGGCAACGCAUCGACUAA